This is a messenger RNA of Pieris macdunnoughi, 735 nucleotides long. The record is from the annotation of a GenBank genome assembly. Lineage: Eukaryota; Metazoa; Arthropoda; Insecta; Lepidoptera; Pieridae.
AUGCUAAUUCAACAGUUUCACUGCCGAGGUCUUAGUAGAACGUUCAAAAUGUUCAAAAUCUUAGUUGUUUCGUCACUUAUUGCGGCCUGUUUCGCCGAGGAACAUGGUUACAAAUAUAGGCCAGUACAUGCAGAGUAUAGAUACCCUCAACAUGCCAAUGAACCGGCACCGAUACGCGAAGAAGGACUCGCAGAACAUGGCCAUCCACUGUCCUCACAGAGCGUUGUGCACUAUCCAGCUGUGACAGAAGAAUCUCAAUCACAGGAAGCCUAUGAAUACGUGACACCGGAACCAGUAUACAAACAGUAUUACCAGGCUAAUGAACACGCACAGGAAGCCCACAAAAGCGUUCACGCUCACUAUCCAGCACCCCAGCACCAGCCACAGAUCAAAUACGUUCAUGUCCCCGUUCAACAGUACCAUGCCCAGGAGGAACAUGAAACACCGGUCUACCAUCAAACCCAAGCCCAUUCUCACGACGAGCCUAUCGACUAUUACGCUUACCCGAAGUAUCAGUAUGAGUACAAAGUAGAGGACCCUCACACUGGAGACAAUAAGUUCCAACAUGAGGUGAGAGAUGGCGACAGUGUCAAGGGAGUUUAUUCUCUUCACGAAGCCGACGGGUCUGUGAGAACUGUUGAAUACAGCUCAGAUAAACAUCAUGGAUUUAAUGCAGUUGUGAAACACUCGGCUCCAGGUCAACAUGUCCACAUCGAAACUCAUCAUCAGAACUGA